CGGCUGACUGGAGGCAUAAACCAAGAGGACUCCUCUGCACGGGUCCAUCACCAUAAAGGGCAGAAUGUCGACGGCAAGAAGUUGACUCCCUGCGCACGCAUCAUUAAAAGGUCUCCUUGAGCGCUCGUUUGCCCUCACCUGUCCCUGAUUGGCAGUCUGGCACACCUGGGGGCCAUUGCCAAUCAGGCCACUUUUUAUACCUGCCUGAGGCUUGUUUGCUGUAAGCUUUUUGCAGCUCGCUAUCUUCUACUUCCUCCUUUCCUGUUUGCCUGUUCCUGCACUGCAAAAAGUGAAAUCUCGUUUGACAAAACCCACCCAGUGGUCACCGUGGAGAUAUGGAGUCUGUCUGCUGAUUGGAGAGCGAGCUUCCGUGACAUUUAAGUUUGAACAGUUGAACUCACUUUGAAGUUAAAUUGGAGAAAUCACCCAAAUAUCAACAACACCCAUUUUCCUAUUUGUUGUGCCUGAGUUGCAAGUCCUGAGUGUGAUGUGAGGACCAAGUUAUUCCUUGCAGAGGUUUUAAGUUACACGCUGUCACCCAAUCCCAACCCGCCCCAAAAGCCUCCAUCCCCGCUGCAAGAGCGCGUGGGCGGCACCUCCACCUCCACGUUGGCGUUAAAAGGCGCACGCAGGCCGCAGCCGCACUUUCCCCUCACUUGUCACCUGGACUUGGCGGAUGUUCUAACAAAGCCACCCAGUUCGGGGGUAAUAUCUUUCUGGGGGGAGGGGGAAGUUAGUGGAGCAUGAGGGAAGAGGACUCCUCCCCGAUGGACAGCGCGGGGAACAGCGAGGAGGAGGCCGAGCGGCAGCCGCCGAGGAGAGGCGCCAGGAAGCGGCGCGCGGCGGUGGCGGCGGCGCGCAGGAGCGCGGACGACCCGCGGGACGACCUGGACGUGGCGGGAAAGAAGAAGACGACCACGUCGACGACGUCGUGCGAGCGCGUGGGCGGCAGCGCGGCCAGCAGCCCUGCGCGCUCCGUGGAAGACGCGCAGACGCAGCGCGUCAUGGCCAACGUGCGCGAGCGCCAGCGCACGCAGUCGCUGAACGAGGCCUUCACGUCGCUGCGCAAGAUCAUCCCCACGCUGCCCUCCGACAAGCUCAGCAAGAUCCAGACGCUCAAGCUGGCCGCGCGCUACAUCGACUUCCUGUGCGAGGUCCUGCGGAGCGACGAGGCGGACGCGCGGGGCUCCAGCUGCAGCUACGUGGCGCACGAACGCCUCAGCUACGCCUUCUCCGUGUGGAGGAUGGGGGGCUCCUGGGCCGUGUCCACCGCCUCCCACUAGUGGGGAUAAAACGGAUGCGACAACAAAGAGUCGGACACCAAGUGCAGCCGCCGGGAUCUGAGAGCGGGGGACAUGUUUGGGGUCCCCCCCCCCCCCCCUCACGUUUGCAAGGGAGCACUUACAGGACCAGACGGAUAUGAAGAAAGACCGCUAUGAAUGUUCGGAGGAGGGAGGGAGAAAAAACACACAAAACCAAAAUGCCUUUCACAUUCCUGGAGACAAUGUUUCAACAGCAAAUGGACUAUUUAUUUUUUCUACCGGUGCCAAACCCAAAAGAGGCUAUUUAUUUUGGGGUGUCACGAGAACGCUGAGCCUUGUAAAUAUUUGCUACAAUAAACAAAUGAACGUA
This is a messenger RNA of Nerophis ophidion (straightnose pipefish), 1632 nucleotides long. RefSeq names its product twist family bHLH transcription factor 1a (gene twist1a). The record is from RefSeq and is a predicted model, not a curated record. Gene Ontology annotation, biological process: regulation of transcription by RNA polymerase II; developmental process. Gene Ontology annotation, molecular function: DNA-binding transcription factor activity, RNA polymerase II-specific; protein dimerization activity; RNA polymerase II transcription regulatory region sequence-specific DNA binding. NCBI's taxonomy places the organism in Eukaryota, Metazoa, Chordata, Actinopteri, Syngnathiformes, Syngnathidae. The coding region runs from base 744 to 1283 and encodes 179 amino acids. The transcript has 6 exons.